AUGACGCAGCUACAGAAGCCCCAGAAGCCCGUGGUGGACAUCGCGCAGUCCUUCAAGCACGUGCCGGUUCUGGACGCCGACGCCCCCGGCCUCACGUGUCUAGGCGACCAGGUCACCACGACGUUCGUGGCCGAGACAGCGUUGCCCACGGAUGGCGGCAUGUUCCGCGUACGCGCCUACCGCUCCGUUGGCUCACUGCGCGAGAGCGAGCCCAUCGCCAUGAUCACCGGAGACGUACGCGGCAAGCGCAACGUACCAGUUCGCGUGCACGACCAGUGCUUCACGUCGGAAGUGUUCGGCUCACUAAAAUGCGACUGCAGGGAGCAGUUGGACUACGCCAAAGCGUACACCAAGCAGCACGGCGGCGUGGUCAUCUACAUGCCACAGGAGGGUCGUGGUAUCGGUUUGGCCAACAAGAUCAUGGCCUACUCCAUGCAGGAACGCGGUCUCGAUACGGUGGACGCCAACCGCGUAUUGGGCUUCAAGGACGACUAUCGUUCGUAUGAGCCUGUGCCAGCGAUUCUCAAGGACUUGGGCGUCCAGUCUAUUCGACUGCUGACCAACAACCCACGCAAGAUCCGAUUACUGAGUCAACUUGGCAUCACAGUCGAGGGACGACUGCCCGUGGUGAUCAAGGGCGGCGAGUUCAGCCAAGGAUACCUAACGGCGAAGGCCAAGCGGAUGUCGCACUUGCUGCCUGCGGACGGCAGUGGUGAAGAUACGUCUACUGACGAGAGUCAGGACGAAGAGGAGCAGCAGACGAACCCACAAGAAGCUGUAGCAACCGCAUCACCGACGGCAUCGUCGUCCUCGUCCUCUGGAGAAUAUUAG
This is a messenger RNA of Phytophthora nicotianae INRA-310, 831 nucleotides long. RefSeq names its product GTP cyclohydrolase II. Gene Ontology annotation, biological process: riboflavin biosynthetic process. Lineage: Eukaryota; Oomycota; Peronosporomycetes; Peronosporales; Peronosporaceae. The transcript has a single exon. Gene Ontology annotation, cellular component: cytosol. Gene Ontology annotation, molecular function: 3,4-dihydroxy-2-butanone-4-phosphate synthase activity; GTP cyclohydrolase II activity. The coding region runs from base 1 to 831 and encodes 276 amino acids. The record is from RefSeq and is a predicted model, not a curated record.